Suillus clintonianus is the source of this 701-nucleotide messenger RNA. RefSeq names its product zf-CSL-domain-containing protein. NCBI's taxonomy places the organism in Eukaryota, Fungi, Basidiomycota, Agaricomycetes, Boletales, Suillaceae. The record is from RefSeq and is a predicted model, not a curated record. Bases 206 to 559 code for a protein of 117 amino acids. Gene Ontology annotation, biological process: protein histidyl modification to diphthamide. The transcript is spliced from 3 exons. Gene Ontology annotation, molecular function: metal ion binding.
UUACUAGUGACGCGCUCUACCAACUGAGCUAAACGGGACUCGUCAAUUCACCGGACCAAGAAGACUGACUGUUGUGUUGGGGCCAACGGAUCGGAUCAGAACUUUGCGGACGCACAGCUUGUGCAUAACGUUGAACGGAGUCAAGGACGCAAGUCAGACCGUCAGUAGGCCAGCAGCUAUCAGCAACGAGCCCUUAUAUCACAUUAUGGGGGCUUAUUACGACGAGAUUGAAAUUGAAGAUAUGGCGUGGGAUGAGGUAAAAGGCGUCUACCACUAUCCCUGUCCCUGCGGUGAUCGCUUCGAAAUCUCUCGCAAGCAGCUUUCAGACUGCGAGGAUAUCGCGACGUGUCCGAGCUGCAGCCUAAUCAUUAGAGUUGUCUAUGAUCCACUUGAUUUUGAGGACGAACCUCCAGAUGAUGAGGGGUCUGCGUCGGAGGAAAGUAAAGAAAAUGAGGAGGAAGAUGAAGAUAGCGAUAGCGAUGCCGACCAGUUCGAGGAUGCUCUUGAGAAGCUUACUCUAACUGAGCCAUCGGCGGACGUAGUUGCAGCGGCAGCAUGAGAGAUUAAUUUUCCCGCACAUUCCGUUUCGAUCAUUGCUUCCGAUGGUGCUGGAUGAUAUUCUAUGGCACACCAAAAUUACAGUACUAAUGCAUCACUGACAAGCCUAUACCGGCCUGUGCUCUGUUGGACAUAGGAUCCGU